CUCCUCCUCGCGGCGUUCCUGGGCCCGGCGGCCCUGCGGAGGCGGGGUGAGGUGGGCAGCCCCGGCUUUGGGGACUGAGAGUCACGUGAGCUUCUCCGUGUUGUGGGAGGAGACGAGAAGCCGCGGUGGAAGAGUCCGGUGUAACCGUCACCGGGAAGCGCGCUCGAGUGCGACUGCCGAGUGGACUGAGGUAGUGAAUUCCUGAAAAGAAAAUAAUGGAUUGCAUGUUAGUUGACCUCUAAGUGGCCGGACUCAACAGUGGGCACGUUUGUUGCAAAGGCCAAAAGAAGAUGGCCACUCCUUAUGUCCCAGUUCCUAUGCCCAUAGGAAACUCGGCUUCCAGUUUUACAGCCAACAGAAAUCAAAGAAGUUCUUCUUUUGGCAGUAUCUCAACAAGUUCAAACUCUUCCAAAGGCCAGUUAGAAGACUCGAAUAUGGGUAAUUUUAAACAGACAACUGUUCCAGAUCAAAUGGAUGGUACUUCAUCUGUUUGUAGCAGUCCCCUCAUUAGGACUAAAUUUACAGGUACAGAUUCUUCCAUUGAGUAUUCUGCUAGACCUAGAGAAACUGAAGAACAAAAUUCUGAAAGAGUAAAUUUUGAAGAGAGACCAUCUACACCUACUAUCCUGGGUUAUGAGGUGAUGGAAGAAAGAGCUAAAUUUACUGUGUAUAAAAUACUUGUAAAGAAAAAUGCAGAAGAAAGCUGGGUAGUUUUCAGAAGAUACACUGACUUCUCCAGGCUUAAUGACAAAUUAAAAGAGAUGUUUCCAGGCUUUCGAUUAGCACUUCCACCAAAACGAUGGUUUAAGGAUAACUACAAUGCUGACUUCUUAGAAGAUAGACAAUUAGGAUUACAAGCAUUUCUUCAAAAUUUAGUAGCUCAUAAGGACAUUGCUAACUGCCUUGCAGUGAGAGAAUUUCUUUGUCUGGAUGAUCCACCAGGUCCAUUUGAUAGCCUAGAAGAAAGCAGGGCUUUCUGUGAAACUUUAGAAGAGACUAACUACCAUUUACAGAAAGAACUACUUGAAAAACAAAAAGAAAUAGAAUCACUGAAGAAACUGGUCAAUGAUCAACAGCUUCACAUAGACACAUUAGAGAAUAGAAUCAGAACAUUGUCUUUAGAACCUGAAGAAUCGCUGUACAUGUCAACAACAGAAGUUAACCAGGUCCUAAAGAUGGAGUCCUCUGCACUUGAGGGUGAUCAAGAUGUCUUAGAUGAAGAAUCUAGAGCUGAUAGUAAGCCAUGCUUAAGUCUUAGUGAACCUGACAGUGCAAUAUCAGAGAUAGAAGUAGCAGAAGUGGCAUACAGUGCUGAAGAAGACUGAUACAUCACACGUAGAUCCUUCCAUUUUGACGUUUCAACAAAUUUAGGAUACAGUGUCAAAUACUAUUUAAAAAGAAAAAAGGACUGUGAAAAAUUUAACUGAAUACAGCAAGAAUGUGUAUGUAUAAAGUGUAUAUAAAGAAAAGGGUUUUUUUAAGUUAUUCAAAUAGAAAGUAUAUUCACUACUGCUUUUAUAUUGUCUUUUAUCCAGCCCAUAUUUAAUAACUACAAAAUAUAUCUAGUUAGAAUUCUGUUACCAAGGCCCAGAUUCUUAAACACUGUGCAUAAAUUAUUAUGGUGUUUUAUCUGUAUAUUACUCCAAAUUCAUUUGUGCAUGUGCAUGUGUGUUAAAUCACCAGUUAUAUUAGUCAAAUGGAAUUAAUUGCAUGUUACUGUCUGGGUGAUACAUACUUCUUUGUAUCUUUGACAUGACAUAUUUUCAUUAAUGGUUGAAAUCAGUGGACAUCAUAGUAAAGAUGAGUUGAAUUUUAAAUAUAUGUUUAUCAUCUCUAAAUAAAAAAUGCUUAUUUGAAAUAAUAAUGCUAUUUAAAAGAAAAUGACUCUGUAGUACCAAAGGAAAACUAUUUGAAAGACUUCUAACAAUGUAGCUAAAGUGAUAAAAUAGCCUUGACUUUAAAAAUUGAUUCAUUAAUGUCAAGAUACUAUGUGUACCAGUUUAUUAAUGUACUGUAGUUAUUGUCACAUAAUCUUUCUCCUAAAUCUCUACAUCCAGGUUCAGUGAGCUUUCCUCUUUCAGGACACUACCUCUUAAUCAAGACAUAUUCUUUUGAGAAUAUAUUGUAGCAUUGAAGCAAAUCAAAGGUUAUACUAAAAAGAAAACAAUAAGCCAUAUAUACUGCAAAGUUCCUAACUAGCUUGACUCCUGGCAUUGCAUUUUUAUUUCUGUAUAUGUGAAGGUGUUGUCAUACUGUGCUAUAGAUGAUAUUCGUUUUAAUAUAUUUAUCCAAGUGAUGCACUUUAUGAUAAUUAAAGUUGUUUGUGCCAAGUGGAAGUGGUGGAUUUCUUUAGUAAGUAGAGCUGGAGAAAGAAUUAUGUAGUGCCUUUACCUUUUCACUUUUUUCAAAAGUCUCUUGGGGUUUGAGUCAGCAUUAUGAGAAAAUGUUAUGCUUGUUGUAUGUGUGGUUAUUCAAAAUGCCUUGUUUUAUUGUUCUAGGAUGAAGGUACUCAUUAUUUUCUAUGUCUACUGUUUUGCAUAUUGCUGUUAAUAUGCAUUAUAAUCAUGUUAGCAUUUUGAAAUCCCAGUUGGGUCUGUUGAACUGUACAUGCUUUCUAAAAUCCAAGGAAACUAGAAUAACAAUCUCCUUUUUUGAUAUUUAUUAUCUAAAACUUUACCAGUGUCUUGGUGUGCAUAUUAAGAUGUGUUUGUUUAAAGUUCUGCUGACAAAGAUCAAUGUAUCCAAGGGCUUUUGUUAACCUUUAUUCUAAAAAAGAUGCUGCUUUUUACCAAAGCAUCAAAAAAAAAAUUUAAGUCUUUGUCAAAAUGCACAGGUGUGUCCUGACAAAAAGCGUUUUCCACAAAGUGUACAGAAAAUGUGUUUAGUAUCCUUAGUGAUAGAAGUGAGUAUAAUAAAAUUAUCUGUUUAUCCAUAUGAAAAUGAUUCUAGACUUUGCAAAAGGUUUAGAAAGAAAAUCACUUAAAUUAAUACCAUUUGAGCAUAAUAAGACAUUUGUCCAGUUUCAGAUAAUGCUAUAUGUUUGUUUUAAAGUGAACCACACACUUUUAAAAUCUGGAUUUUCAAAAGAUUGUAUUUAAAGUUCUGAAUGGGCAAAGAAAAACUGCUUAUAAGGUGAGACAUUAUUAUAUAUUUAGAAUUUACUUUUUUUACUUUUAUAAUGCAUUUCACUCCCAGUAUUAUAUUCAUUUAAUAAAUUAUUUUUUCAGUACAACAGUAGCUGUAUUGUUCCAAUGUUGAAUACCACCUUCCUCCUCCUGUUUCUGUGUUACCCCUGUCCUCUGUGACUAUCAUUAUGUGUGCUACAUUUCACAGAUGUGGAAUAAGUCUGUGGUCAUCUUUUUAAGUUUACACUUUAUAUUAUUAAUCAUUUUUAAAGCUUUUGUGAAUAGAUGCAAUGCACUUCAAGU
Messenger RNA from Lepus europaeus (European hare), 3428 nucleotides. RefSeq names its product sorting nexin 16 (gene SNX16). The transcript has 8 exons. Gene Ontology annotation, molecular function: phosphatidylinositol binding. Bases 291 to 1325 code for a protein of 344 amino acids. The record is from RefSeq and is a predicted model, not a curated record. NCBI's taxonomy places the organism in Eukaryota, Metazoa, Chordata, Mammalia, Lagomorpha, Leporidae. Gene Ontology annotation, biological process: endosome to lysosome transport; early endosome to late endosome transport; protein targeting to lysosome. Gene Ontology annotation, cellular component: early endosome; extrinsic component of endosome membrane; late endosome.